GAUUUGCAUCGGAUAUGAGUUUUCCACGUUUUUGAAAUCCCUCUCAUAGUGGAAACAUGGUAAAAAUGGAAAUGGAAAGUUCUGCAGAGGAAUCAGGAAGUGAAUCAAGUUUCCUCCAAACGCCACUUGCUGCAUCCAAACAAAAAUCAGCACCAAGCGAAGAAGAUAGUGGGGAGGAUGACGAUCAAACGAGUGGAGAUGAUGUACCUGACGAUAAGUCGGAAAACUAUCAGCCCACAUCUCAAGAAAUGGCUCCAGCCACUCCAAGGAGUGUGAAUGAUACGCUGAAAAAUUUUUUGAACAAAUUCCCCCAUGUUCGACUUAGGAACGAAAAAUACAGCGCUGAUUUAGAUCUAACUGAUCCGGACGAUGAAAUCUGGAUUGUGCGAUGUCCAGCAGCAAUCGAUGCAAAGAAAGUAUUGACGAAUUCAAAAUUGGAUGCCUGCCAAGUCGGCGAGGCAAGCAAAAUACAUUCACUGCAGACGGAUAAACGAUUGGAAGGCUUCGUGGUUGAGAACACUGCUCAAAAACCAGUAACAAUAUUGGCGGGUAAAAAUUUCAAAUCAUUCGUUCCCAAAGGAACUAUUCAAAUUAGGGAAACAUGCGAUGAUUUUUCUGAUAGCCCUAUGGUGAAACAGGAAGGAUACAAGGGCUCCGAAGAUUCAGUGCCAUUUCCAGAGGAGAUACGUGAACGACAUCCGCUGCUAGGAGUGGACUAUAAAUCCGCAUUGAAACUGCCCAAACGUACCAAAAAGGCUCUGUCACUUGCAGCUCAACGAGCAGAUGCGUGGUAUUUACAAAAUGGAACGGAGCAGAUAGCCGAAACCGUCUCGAAAAAAUCACAUUCGAUUAAAACGAAAAGAAAACGUAAACUCAGCGAACUUCCAAUCAACUGUUCAACUGAUGAAAUGAUUAAAAUGCUCAUCAAGGAAGAGCCUGGAGUGUCACCCAGGAAUAAAAAACAUAAAAAAGAAGCCGUGGCAGAAGAGGACGAUCUUUCAUGGUUACAAAAUAUUUGAAUGGAUCCAAAAAUAAAUUUAAUACAUAUUAUGUGUGUUAUUUAUGAACA
Molecule: messenger RNA, 1069 nt
Organism: Toxorhynchites rutilus septentrionalis
Lineage: Eukaryota; Metazoa; Arthropoda; Insecta; Diptera; Culicidae
Exons: 3
Coding region: 57-1019 (320 amino acids)
Source: RefSeq, a predicted model, not a curated record